Phanerochaete carnosa HHB-10118-sp is the source of this 2426-nucleotide messenger RNA. RefSeq lists its product as uncharacterized. Bases 29 to 2302 code for a protein of 757 amino acids. The record is from RefSeq and is a predicted model, not a curated record. Lineage: Eukaryota; Fungi; Basidiomycota; Agaricomycetes; Polyporales; Phanerochaetaceae. The transcript is spliced from 2 exons.
CGACGACCGAAAGCCAACUCAUGCCACCAUGCGCCCGCUCACGCUCCACGCGUCAGCACUGACCGACCCAGAAUACUCGCUGUACACGACGGCACUCCUCGACCUCGCAGGCGAAGACACGUUCUCGCACCCUCACGACGAUUCAUACUACGCUGCACUGGUCGUCAGCGCACGCGAAACUCGCGCAUGGAUCCGAGGUCGCUACACCGAGCUCCAGCCUGCGCAGGUCGACGCCAUCCUCAAGCUCUUCUGCCCAAACAUCGCGCCGGCUGACACCCUCAGCGGUGGCCAAUUCUUCGCUGCGCUCCGACUGGUGACACACAUCAGGCAUGGGAAGCCGUUGGAUGGCGGAUUGGUGUUCGUACAGGCACACCCAGACGAUGCCGCCUCGCCACCGCUCCAGACCUCUUCCACCCCAGCACCACUGAAAGCCAUCGUGACGGACUCACCCGUGCAUUCACGAAACACAUCGCGCGAGGGGCAUCUGAUUGACGACUCAGUACCAUCGACGCCACCUGCAUUGCCGCCAAAGCCUUUGUUGUCACCAACACCGAGUUCAAGCACAAACCCCUUCAUCAACCGCACAAAGUCACGUGAACCGCCUACGCUCUCUACACCGUCUACGGCCACACCGACUCUGCCGCCAGCGCUCCGUGUCAAGUCUACACCAGCAGCAGCGGCACUGCAGCAGCCCGUAAUCCCCCCUCUGCCGCCGCGAAAAUCCAUGUCCGCGCUGGUUGAGGAGAGGGGCAAGGCGCCGCCUCCGCCGCCCCCGCGGCCCAACACGCUCACGCCGAGCAACAGCAGUCCCUUCGCGUUCUGGCACAACCAGAACUCGGGGACGCCUACGAACCCGAACGUGCUCAUCCAGCAGAGUCUCCAAGCGGGACGAAUCGCACAGAGCCUCAAGGAGGCAGAGAAGAAGCUCGAGAAGGAGCGUGUGCUCGAGGUGCUCAAGUCCUCCGCGCCGUCGACGAACAGGGACUUUAGCAAGCGCACGCAUAGCGAGAGCCCGAACAGGGGCGUCGCAGUCCUCGCGAUCAGCGCGCCCGGCCCGAGCGCUAUCUCGCGUAGCUAUAGCGUGUCGAGCGGGAGCGACAGCUCGAGCGCGGAGCAGGCGAAACAGACGAAAGGUCCCGCGCUGCCCCCGCGGCGGCGCGUGAGCUCGCCGAACAGCGCGUGGAGCGGCCGCAGCGGACGCACCGAAGGCGGACGCUCCGUCAUCAGCACGAGCAGCAUGCGCGAGGUCGCGACCGCGAGCGUCGGGUCUCGCCGAACAUCGUCGUCACGCGAGCGCCGCGCCGCCGCGAGCCCGCCGCCGGUCCACCCCGACCUCGUGCCGCAGCCGAGCCCCGUGCUGCCCGUCCUCCCCGCGCUCGCCGGCGAGAAGGGCCCGCCGCCGACGCACCCUGGCCGCAAGCCGCCGCCGCCGGUCCCAAGCGCGCCCGCGAGCGCGACGGGCGCGGUCUUCCCCGACGGGCCGGACCAGGACAUGCCGACCAGCCCGGGACCGGGCGUCUUCCGGAGCCGGAGCCUGCACCAGCACCCGGUGAGCCCGAGCGUAGGCGGGGCGGGGACGCCGCUGCCGCCUCUGCCGCCGCCGCGCCCGCGCCCACGCCGGCGGCCGAACAGCGUGCAGUUCAGCCCGACGAUCGCGAGCGUCACGAACGGGCUCGGCAGCCCGCGGCGCGCGCCGAGCCCGACGCUGACCGAGCGCACGGACCGCAGCGGGCGUUCCGUGAACACCGUCCUCUCCUCGCCCGCGUCGCUCCCGGCGCGCACCGCCGGCGCCUCGCGGCACCUGUCGCUCUCGCAGCAGCAGGGCGAAGGCGGCGCAGCGCGUGCGCGGCGCGCGGACUCGCUCUCGGGGCACGGUGUGCUGGCGAACGGCGGAGGACUCAAGGACGGCCUGCGUGACCGGUGGGAGAGCCUGCAGCCGCGGCUCGACAAAGCGCGCUGGAAGGCCGAGGCGGGGCUCAGCCGGCGCGGGUACGUGGCGCACCGCGGCAGCAGCGCGUGGCGCGACCGCGAGGGCGAGGCGCGCCUCGUCGACACCUCCGAAGAGGACGGCGAGGAGGACGAGGAUGGCGGCGGUGGCGUGUUUGGGCGCCGUGGGACGGCGUAUGGCGGGGAAGCGGCGGGCGACGCGCCGAGUGUGGACAGGGACUAUCGUGCGAGCGAUGACGAUGAGGGGCACACGAGGAGCACGAGCGCGGCAGCGCUGCCGCGCCGCCCGUGGGAGGUCGAGCGCGACGAGAUGAAGUGGCCUGUCGCGCCCGGCGAGGGGUGGACGCCGCUCUGAGCGACGGCAAACACGGCUGGCUGUCUGGGCUGCUACUGUAUUCGCGGGGUAUGGCUGGGUCCUAUUUAUGUAUGAUACUGGAUGGCACUCGGGGCAUUGAAUCGAUUAAUGACUUUAGUAUGAU